CCUUCCUGCCCUGGGAGCAGCCUGAGCUCUGUCACCCCUUGGGAAAAGGCUUGCUUGGCAGCCAUUCUGUUGGAAAGGAAGCCAUUUAUGCCCACCCACCCUCGCAACCCCAGGGUAGGGAGGAAGCCAGUCAGCAGAGUUUCUGUGCAGGAGAAACUCCCUGAGGGACGCUCUCCUGGCUGAGUGUGGCAGCUCACCAGUGGCUGCGUCCCCAGCAGUGUUCUCUCUAACAGGGAUUCCCAGAUGUUGUCCACUACAACUCCCUGCAUCCCCAGCUGCAAUGGCCUUUGGCUGGGGAUUCUGGGAGUUGUAGUCAGCAGCAUCUGGAAAUUCCUGCUAGAGGGAACACUGGUCCCCAGCAGCACAGCAAGGAGCAGAUUGUGGAUUGGGUCGUCCAGGCGCAGUGCCUGCUUCUGGUGCCCACAGAUGUGCAGGCCUGGGUGAGAGCAAAAGAGCCGUGCAGCAGAGAGGAGGCAGAUCAGCUGGCUGAGGCUUACCUGCAGGAGCAAGAGGCUGCCAAGACAGCUCAGAUGCCGAUUACCUUUGAGGAUGUGACUGCGUCUUUCACUGAGAAAGAGUGGCCUCUUCUAGAAUCUGAAGAGAAGGCUCUUUACUGGAGCAUCAUGCAGGAGAAUUAUGAAAACGUUGCCUCCCUAGGAUUUCUGAAACCUGAAGCCGAUGCGAUGUGCCCAGCAGAAGGAAGGGAAAGCUGGGAGACCUUUCAUUUCCAGGGCCCUGAAAAAGGAAUAAAAGCAGAAAGCAGCUUCUCAGCAGGCAAUGAUCCCGUCCCAGAGAAUCCAAGGAUGCCCUCUCCACACAAAGACCCUGAACCACUGGCAAGGCAAAGAGUGUUAUGGGAUCAACUGGAGGGGAAUGUUUUCCAGGAUCCUCAGAAGGCAGAAGCCAGAGAGAAUCAGCAGCUGACAGAGGCUCUUCCUGAAGGCUGCAUCAUGAAGCAGGAGGAAAAGCUCCUUGCUACAGGCUUUAAAGACCCGCCACAAGCUGUCUCAACUCCUCCCAAAAUUGAGCCACAGGAAACCCAUCUCAUCUGCACUGAAUGUGGGAAAAGCUAUCACUCUUUUAUGGCUUUUACUAAACAUCACAGAACCCACAAGGUGGAAAAACACUACAAGUGCCCUGUCUGUGAAAAGAGAUUCAAUCGGAGCUCUGAUCUUAUCACUCAUCAGAGAAUCCACACUGGUUUGAAACCAUUUCAGUGCACCGACUGUGAGAAAAGCUUCAACAACAAGUCAACCCUUACUAAACACCGGAGAACUCACACUGGCGAGAAACCCUAUGUGUGCCUUGACUGUGGCAAAGGCUUCACUCAAAGCUCAAACCUUAUUAAGCACCAGAGAAUCCAUACUGGAGUGAAGCCAUUCAGCUGUCCUGAUUGUGACAGAAGCUUCACGCAAAGUUCACAACUAAUUGACCAUCGGAGAAUCCACACAGGAGAAAGACCCUACAAGUGUCCUGACUGUGGGAAAGGCUUCAGCCUGUGCUCUAGUCUCAUUAUACACCACAGAAGUCAUACUGGAGAGAAACCAUUUGAAUGUCCUGUUUGUGAAAAAGGUUUUAGCAGCAGGUCUACACUUAUUAAUCAUAGAAGAAUCCACACUGGGGACAAGCCUCAUAAAUGCCUUCACUGUGGCAAAUGCUACACUCAAAGUUCAAGUCUUAUUAUCCACCAAAGGACACACACAGGAGAAAGGCCUUAUAAAUGCCCUAAGUGUGACAAAUGCUUCAGCAUAAAGUCACAUCUUCUUGAACAUCAAGGAUUUCUGAAACCUGAAGCCGAUGCGAUGUGCCCAGCAGAAGGAAGGGAAAGCUGGGAGACCUUUCAUUUCCAGGGCCCUGAAAAAGGAAUAAAAGCAGAAAGCAGCUUCUCAGCAGGCAAUGAUCCCGUCCCAGAGAAUCCAAGGAUGCCCUCUCCACACAAAGACCCUGAACCACUGGCAAGGCAAAGAGUGUUAUGGGACCAACUGGAGGGGAAUAUUUUCCAGGAUCCUCAGAAGGCAGAAGCCAGAGAGAAUCAGCAGCUGACAGAGGCUCUUCCUGAAGGCUGCAUCAUGCAGCAGGAGGAAAAGCUCCUUGCUACAGGCUUUAAAGACCCGCCCCAAGCUGUCUCAACUCCUCCCAAAAUUGAGCCACAGGAAACCCAUCACAUCUGCACUGAAUGCGGGAAAAGCUAUCACUCUUUUAUGGCUCUUACUAAACAUCACAGAACCCACAAGGUGGAAAAACACUACAAGUGCCCUGUCUGUGAAAAGAGAUUCAAUCGGAGCUCUGAUCUUAUCACUCAUCAGAGAAUCCACACUGGUUUGAAACCAUUUCAGUGCACCGACUGUGAGAAAAGCUUCAACAACAAGUCAACCCUUACUAAACACCAGAGAACUCACACUGGCGAGAAACCCUAUGUGUGCCUUGACUGUGGCAAAGGCUUCACUCAAAGCUCAAACCUUAUUAAGCACCAGAGAAUCCAUACUGGAGUGAAGCCAUACAGGUGUCCCGACUGUGAGAAAAGCUUCACGCAAAGUUCACAACUAAUUGACCAUCAGAGAAUCCACACAGGAGAAAGACCCUACAAGUGUCCUGACUGUGGGAAAGGCUUCAGCCUGUGCUCUAGUCUCAUUAUACACCACAGAAGUCAUACCGGAGAGAAACCAUUUGAAUGCCCUGUUUGUGAAAAAAGUUUUAGCAGCAGGUCUACACUUAUUAAGCAUAGAAGAAUCCACACUGGAGACAAACCCUAUGAAUGCACCAGCUGUGGAAAGACUUUCACUCAGAACUCUAGCCUUAUUGCACACCAAAGAAUCCACACAGGGGACAAGCCUCAUAAAUGCCUUUACUGUGGCAAAUGCUUCACUCAAAGUUCAAGUCUUAUUAUCCACCAAAGGACACACACAGGAGAAAGGCCUUAUAAAUGUCCUAAGUGUGACAAAUGCUUCAGUAUAAAGUCACAUCUUCUUGAACAUCAAGGUAUUCACAUGGGGAAGGAAAUACCUUUUGAGUGCUCUAAAUGUGGCAGAAACUUCAGUGCAAAUUCCUACCUGAAAUUGCACCAGAGAUCUUGUUUUAAGCAGGAAUAGCAACCAACUUUACCUGCCUCCGAGGACCACACUUGAUCCAUUAAAAACUUGCAAGAUAAUUGGCUAUUAUUAAUUUCUGUCCAUAUAAUCAGAGCUAACUAUUUCUCUAUAAAUCCCAAUAGUGAUAUACCUGGAGAUUCAAAGUUUGAAUAACACAAGUCACUUCCCACCCAAAUCUUUCAUCUCCCCAAAAGCUCUGGAGCAUGAAAGUCUCAUGGAGCCCUUUUUAAUAUUGAAGUUAUUGUGCAGAGUUAAAAGGGCAAAGGGCAGACCCUAUACAGUAUUAAUCUGUGAGUGGAAUUCCUGGGGAUGGGGCCGUUGUUCAAUGGUAGAGCUCAUGUUUUGCAUGCAGAAGGUCCCUCUUUCCUUGGCACCUCCAGGUAGGCUGGGAACUAUCCGCCUGAAACCCUGCAGAGCCGCUGACCAGGGAUUCUCAACCUUGGGGUUCCCAGAUGUUACUGGACUUCAGUAGGGGUGUGCACGGAACCGCGGAGCUGCGG
Molecule: messenger RNA, 3589 nt
Organism: Hemicordylus capensis (graceful crag lizard)
Lineage: Eukaryota; Metazoa; Chordata; Lepidosauria; Squamata; Cordylidae
Product: zinc finger protein 436-like
Exons: 6
Coding region: 531-3089 (852 amino acids)
Biological process (GO): negative regulation of transcription by RNA polymerase II
Cellular component (GO): transcription regulator complex; PcG protein complex
Molecular function (GO): DNA-binding transcription repressor activity, RNA polymerase II-specific; RNA polymerase II cis-regulatory region sequence-specific DNA binding
Source: RefSeq, a predicted model, not a curated record